AAGUUGAGGUAUUAUUUUGACUCAGCAAUCGUGGUCUCUCUCAUUCAAGUAGCCGGUAAAAGCAUAAUUUUAUUUUAUGGAACCUUCUGCAAAAAAAUCGAAAAUGACGAACAACCAUAAAUUCAAGAACAACAAGAAGAAGUACUUCCACGCCAAGAGGCAGGUGCUCCAACCUGGGCAGCGUGGAUUCUUUGCCACGUGCAACAUCAACGAGAAAGCAUGCGUUCGCGAAUGCUACAAUCUUUUGAACCACUAUGCAGACAUACUUUACGGCACCGAAAAACCGGAGAAUGAGCCGGAAAAGAAGGAUGAGGAAGAAGCAGCUGGUGAUGCAGGAGAGGGUGCUGGAAAGCCAGCGGAAGCCACCAGCGAUGACGACGACGACCUGGAGGCAGCGGCCGCCAAAUGCCGCGAGAAGCUUUCCCAGCGAAAGGUGCGCUUUCAGAACGUGGACACUAACACCACCAACUGCGUCUUCAUCCGCACCCAACUGGAGGAUCCUGUGGCUCUUGGGAAGCACAUCAUCAACGAUAUAGCCACCACCGGCAAGUCCAUGUCCCGAUUCGUCCUUCGUUUGGUGCCCAUCGAAGUCGUCUGCCGUGCCAACAUGCCGGACAUAAUCUCUGCAGCCGGAGUGCUCUUCGACAAGCACUUCCUUAAGGAACCCACCAGCUAUGGCAUCAUCUUCAACCAUCGCUACAAUCAGCAGAUCAAACGCGAUCAGAUUAUCACUCAGUUGGCCGAACUGGUCAACUCCAAGAACGUGGGCAACACGGUGAGCCUUAAGGAGGCCAAGAAAUCAAUUAUAGUGGAGGUUUUGAGGGGCUGGUGCCUGCUUAGCGUCAUCGACAACUAUCUGGACUGCAAGAAGUUCAAUCUGGCGGAGCUGGCCAAUCCCAGCGAGAGGAAAUCAAGUGGCGAGGGAGAUUCCAAAUCGGAGAAGUCUUUAGAGGAGUCUUCAGGUGAUGCCAAGUCCAACGAAGAGAAGAAGGUGGUGGAUUCCGAGUCUAAAAAGUCCUUGGAGGUGGCCAAGGAAGAUGAGAAGUCCGACAAGCCUUUGGAGGAAGUCCGAUGAAGAGGAAAAAUCUAGUGACACUAUUAAAUCUUUAGACAAGCUUGCUGACGAUACGAAAGAAGAAAAGGUAUCCGCGGCCAACUAAUAUUUAAUUCAAACUUAGAAAUCUUAAGAGAACUCCCAACCCAAAGAAGAGAAUGGUAAGAGGACCAGAACACUAGUUAUAGAUCUAACAAUCUGCUGUGCAGACUAAAUGAAUAAAACGAUCCAGUUAUUAUUUUCAUUCGUUAACAA
Molecule: messenger RNA, 1309 nt
Organism: Drosophila rhopaloa
Lineage: Eukaryota; Metazoa; Arthropoda; Insecta; Diptera; Drosophilidae
Product: THUMP domain-containing protein 1 homolog
Exons: 1
Coding region: 77-1075 (332 amino acids)
Biological process (GO): tRNA modification
Molecular function (GO): RNA binding
Source: RefSeq, a predicted model, not a curated record